AUGCCGGUGAACAUGGCUGGGUGCAACACAGAUUGUGUUGAAAAGCCGAUCUCCAUCGGCUUUCAGAAGUUUGGACGACUCGUGGGAACAAACCCAUGGUGGUUUUUUGUUGGUCCUCUGUUCAUCUCCGCAGUGCUUGGGAGUGGAUUUUAUUUCUUAGAGGACCGCGAAGCCAAUGACAUCGAGGACCAGUUUACACCUGUCAACGGUCCUGCGAAACUGGAGAGGCAAUUCGUUCAGCAAAACUUCCCACAGAACGAUUCUUUAUUUUCCAAUCAAAGACUUUACACUGACGGAGUGUAUGCGUCCUUCAUAGCGGUCUCAAGAUCACCUAACAUUCUAACCGAUGCAGCAUUCAGAGAAAUAUUAAGUCUUGAUCGAAAAGUAAGAGAGAUAAAUGUAUCCACGGGGAAUGAGGUGCUAACUUUUGAAGCUCUUUGUGCGAGAAGGUACAAUAAAUGUAUUCCAAAUAAGAUACUUGACAUUGUAAAUUAUUACGGUAAAAGGUUUGAAAGGACAGAACUUACUUUUCCUUUCUUCCGUUUUGGAUUUUCUCACAUUUUUCUGGGAUAUUCAGUUGGAGGAGUUAAUCUUAACUCAACUGUUAUUAAAAGUGCAAAGGCAGUAAGACUCUUUUAUUUUCUCAAAGAGGGUAACCGUUCCCGAACAGAUCUGUGGCUAAACGAAUUCCUUAAAGUUUUCCCCUCCAACCUGACACUGAAAUUCAUUAAGGUUACCCAUUCAACAUCGCUGUCAAGGCAGGUGGAGUUUGAAGCAAAUACAAAGGAUGUUAUCCCCCUAUUUUCUAUUACAUAUGUUAUUGCCAUAGCAUUUUCCAUCCUCUCUUGUUUAAGGUUUGACUGUGUAAGGAACAAAGUGUGGGUAGCUACUUUUGGGGUCCUGUCAGCUGGUCUUGCUGUGCUCUCUUCAUUUGGGAUGAUGCUACACAUUGGAGUUCCCUUUGUCAUGACAGUGGCUAACUCUCCAUUCUUGAUUUUGGGGAUUGGUGUGGAUGAUAUGUUCAUCCUCAUAUCCUGUUGGCAACAGACUAAUGUCCAUGACAAGGUUGAGAACCGCCUCGCAGAUACAUACAAAGAGGCUGCAAUCUCCAUCACCAUUACCACGCUUACAGAUGUGUUGGCUUUCUACAUUGGAUUGAUGACACCUUUCCGCUCAGUGCGGUCCUUCUGUCUGUACACUAGCACAUCCAUCUUGUUCUGCUACAUCUACAGCAUUACAUUCUUUGGAGCAUUCCUGGUACUGAAUGGGAGGAGGGAGAACAGCAACAGGCACUGGCUGACAUGCAAAGAGGUGCCAGAAGAGUGCCCUGUAGGUCAGACAAAAUGGUAUGAUCUGUGUUGUGUGGGAGGGGCUUAUGACCCCCACACAGGCACAGAGGAGAUACAGCCCAUGAAUCACUUCUUCAAAAAAUACUACGGUCCCUUCCUGACCAAAUCAGGAACUAAACUCUUUGUUAUUCUCCUCUACACAAUCUACUUGACCAUCAGCAUUUACGGAUGUUUCCAGAUACAAGAGGGCAUUGAUUUGCGCAAUUUGGCCGCUGAUGAUUCCUAUGUGGUAAAAUAUUAUGACGAUGAAAAAGCAUACUUUUCUGUGUAUGGUCCAAAUAUAAUGGUCAUUAUUCAAGGUGAAUUUCCAUAUUGGGAUGAAAAAAAUAUGUCAGACCUGGAUGGUUGUGUUGAAGACUUCAAAAAUCUGUCUUUCAUUGAGAAGGACAUAUUUACCUCUUGGAUAAAAUCCUAUAAAUACUAUGGUUAUCAUACAAAUCUGAAUCUGAGUGCUGAGAGUGUUUUCAAGGAAAAUUUAGGAAAAUUUCUGAGAUUUUACGCUGAUUUCAAGCAAGAUGUUAACUUUACAAAUAAUUCAAUCCAUGCUUCUCGAUUUUUCAUACAGACUGUGAAUAUAUCCACUGCUUUAGAUGAGAUGAAUAUGUUAAACAAGCUGCGUGAUACUGCACGGAGAUGUCCAGUGCCUUUACUGGUUUAUCACCCCGCGUUUAUAUAUCAUGACCAAUAUGCUGUGAUUGUCAGCAAUACCAUCCAGAAUAUUGCAGUUACUACAGCAGUAAUGUUGCUGAUCUCCCUCCUGUUGAUCCCAAAUCCUCUCUGUUCUCUGUGGGUGACAUUUUCCAUAGCCUCUGUUAUUGUGGGAGUCACUGGGUUCAUGGCCUUAUGGGAUGUUAAUUUAGACACCAUAUCCAUGAUCAUCCUUGUUGUCUGCAUUGGCUUUUCAGUUGACUUCUCUGCCCAUAUCUCCUAUGCCUUUGUGUCAAACAAGAAGCCAAGUGCUAAUGAAAAGGCUGUGGAGGCACUCUUCAAUCUAGGAUAUCCAAUUUUGCAAGGAGCUGUGUCCACUAUUCUUGGUGUUGUGGUGCUCUCCGCCUCUAAAAAUUAUAUCUUCAGAACCUUCUUUAAGAUCAUGUUCCUGGUCAUCUUUUUUGGUCUCUUUCAUGGAAUCACAUUCAUCCCUGUCUUUCUUACGUUCUUCGACAUGUGCAGUGGCAGUCCAGAAAAAUCAAAUAACCAAGAAAAGCAGGCAGUGGAAGGCCAAACAAUGGGAAAUUGCCAUUCAAACAACAAACACGGCCCCUCAACAGAUGACGAGUCUAAAGAGAAACAAAUCUAUGACAACCACACGUUCCUGCCAGACACCCACCAGACAUGUCAGCUUCAGCAACAUUGCUCAUCCAUCUGGACUGUAACUGGUAAUAAUCAGCAGACCCAAGAUAACCAGGUGUGCUUAGCAAGUACUAUCCCAAUGUUCACUGUGGACAGUGAGACAUAUGAUGUUCACAUGUAUACAGCCUCAAAUCAUACGAUGUGCGGUGCCUGCUGUGACUCAAACCAGGAGUGUGAUGGCAAGAAUUGUGUUCUUGGAAAUAGUCACCCUCUACCAGGUGGUAACAUUCCAUCUCUCAUUUGCUCUGAUGCUGCUGGUCCAUGA
Chanos chanos (milkfish) is the source of this 2964-nucleotide messenger RNA. RefSeq names its product patched domain-containing protein 3-like. The coding region runs from base 1 to 2964 and encodes 987 amino acids. The record is from RefSeq and is a predicted model, not a curated record. Lineage: Eukaryota; Metazoa; Chordata; Actinopteri; Gonorynchiformes; Chanidae. Gene Ontology annotation, cellular component: membrane. The transcript is spliced from 4 exons.